This is a messenger RNA of Drosophila sulfurigaster albostrigata, 483 nucleotides long. Its product is annotated as synaptosomal-associated protein 25-like. The transcript has a single exon. Lineage: Eukaryota; Metazoa; Arthropoda; Insecta; Diptera; Drosophilidae. Bases 11 to 418 code for a protein of 135 amino acids. Gene Ontology annotation, molecular function: SNAP receptor activity; syntaxin binding. The record is from RefSeq and is a predicted model, not a curated record. Gene Ontology annotation, cellular component: plasma membrane; SNARE complex. Gene Ontology annotation, biological process: synaptic vesicle fusion to presynaptic active zone membrane; synaptic vesicle priming; exocytosis.
GGCUGUCGCUAUGAAGAAUAAACUACGCACCGAGCAGCAGCUCAAAUCCGUUGAUUCCUUGGAAAGUACUCGUCGCAUACUCAGCAUGAUGGAAGAAUUCAACGAGAUGGAAAUUCGCUCUCUUAAGCCUUUGUGUGAUCAGAACGAGGUAUUGGAUCGCAUUGAGGAGGGAAUGGGUCGCAAUAAUGCGGAUAUGCGUGAGGAGGAAAAGAAUCUCAGCGGCAUGGAGAAAUACUAUGGCAUCAGCGUGCUGCCGUGUAAUAAAAUUAUUCUGAAGGACGACUGGAAAGCGAAUAAUAUGGAAUCCGAGUUGGUGAACCCAAACAAAAAAAUCGAAACCAUCAAUGCCAAGGAUGAUUCCAACUAUAUGCGCAUUGACGGUGUUAAUCAGGUGUCAAAAUUUAAUGAUCAAUUAUAACUGCUUGAUACCGAUCACCAGUAGAUGGAGCAACAACAAAAGCAUAGCAAUAGCAUCAAAAAUAA